AUGCCCCCUCGAGACUGGCUGUGCAGCCCCGAUAGAUGGUGGGGGGCCCAGCUGGCGCGUUAUCAGCCUCCUCCAGGAGCCAGCCUGAGCCACCCAGCGGCUGCCAGUCUGCGAUUAGGCCCCCGGAGGGUCAUUAAGCACCGCCCUGGCCCGGACCCAGCCUCCUUUCCCUCCUUCCUCUGGCCAGACUGGCAGGUGGGAACUGGCGAUAAGGACUGGGGGCUCCGGCAGUUCUGGGGCCGGCAGCUCCACGCCCCCUGCCCCCUGUCAGGGCAGGAACAUGAGGUUGGGAGGAAGGUCAGUGCCAGCCCAGCCCCACAAGGACCCCAGGAUGGAGUUCCCACUAUCCUUGUCCAGCUGGUGGGGAAGGGGCUAAGGAGGCUCCUGGAAAGGCCCGGGGGUGUUUGGGGGGGGGGGUAUCUGACCCCUCUACUCACCCACCGGGCCACCCCAGCCCAGCCCACCACGCCCCACACCUUCAGCACCAGGACAGGACAGAAGCUGCCACAGCCCCUGCUGGUAAAGGGUGAGGGGCUAGAGGGGAAACAGACCUGGCAGGCCAAUGAGGAGUCAGACUGGGAACCGCCUCCCCCUACCCCCGACACCCCUAGACAAGGGGGGGGGGCUGCUGAGGUGAGACAACAAGGGGCUGAGGUGGGAGGAACGUAG
Molecule: messenger RNA, 669 nt
Organism: Rangifer tarandus platyrhynchus (Svalbard reindeer)
Lineage: Eukaryota; Metazoa; Chordata; Mammalia; Artiodactyla; Cervidae
Source: the annotation of a GenBank genome assembly